AUGAAAAAGCUGAAGUAUGUAAUUCCUUUCGUCUAUGUUGGAGACAUCACUCCUCCAACAAAGCAACCACUAUCUUACUACAUCACUGUUCCACACAUUCUUGAAACACUCGAGACUUACUACUAUCCUGGAUCACAAGGAAGAGAAGAAAUUAUGAAACAGGACAACAUGUACGUCUACUUUGACAACAAAACAUUAAGUAUUGCCAUUGACGCACUAAGGAGAGGACUUGGCAAGUCAACCUCCUACAACUACAAUGAUCCAGAUGAAGACAAUCCUGUGUGUGCUUUCUUGGAUGGCUGA
Molecule: messenger RNA, 303 nt
Organism: Cylindrotheca closterium
Lineage: Eukaryota; Bacillariophyta; Bacillariophyceae; Bacillariales; Bacillariaceae
Source: the annotation of a GenBank genome assembly